UCUCUGCGCCACUGUGCUGUAGGAGAGCAGUCCGCUCGGUGUGGGGUUGUGUGUGUGUUUUUUUCUGCUUUCUCACUGUUACCCGGUGUCAACCUACGUCGAGGAGACAAACACAUCCCUCCCUCUUUCCCACUCGGCGGCUGUUUCUAAUUCGCCUCGCCGUUGCUCCUCGCCUCCUCUAUUGGCCUCGGACGCCGCCAGUCACGAGCGCUUCCCCCUUUUUCCCGGAGAGUUGAGUAGCAACAGCUCGGAAACAUCUGGCCGCAGCAGCAGCAGCAGCGGCUCCUCCAGCAGCAGCGGCUCCUCCGGGUUUCCUGCAGCGCGGCGGAUAUGGAAAGCUGCUGAAAGUCAAUUCACUUCUUUAAUUUAUUAAUUAAUUUAUUUGUCGGCCGCGGAGGAUUUGGUGGGAGCGAGCGGGAAGUCGGCGGAGCGCUGUGUGCAGAAAAACAGUUAGUGGAGCGCGCGAGCAGCCUGAGCCGCCUGAGCGCGAGCGCCUCUGCUCGAUCCGGGCCUGCUGCGGGAGCGGAGCAGCGCAGAGCUGCGCUACUUUUACUGGCAGCGCCGGUUUAGACCAGAUAGUAAGUCAGUAACGCUGUCCUGGCCUGUGUGUGUUGUAUAUUAUGGACACAAGUUGAACUCCCGCAUGUAGUUCAGUCAGUCAGUCCUCACACAGCUGUGGGCUUUAAUCAAACAGCACUGCAUUAUUUACACACACACACACACACACACACACACGUUUAUUAGUGUGUGUGAGAGGGAGAAAGCUAAAACGGAUAAUUGAUGAUUUGUACAGUGGGAUUUCUUCAUGUAGUGUAUCAGGUGCAAUAAGGCAUGAAGUUUAUACUGUAGCUGCUCUUAUUAUUAUGUGUUUUUUCUUAAAAACUUGAUGGCAGAUGUUACCAAAUAAUUAUUUAGCUAACCAUUCCAAACUCAUUGUAAUUUCUACAAUACUACACUAUCUAUCUGUUAAGGAAAACUAUAGGGUAAGCCCUGUGUUAUUUUUAAGUCCUACUGUCGAUAAGCUGUUUGUUUUUGUUUGAUUUGUAGUGAUACGGUGAUUUUUAUUUUAUUUUUGUUUAUUUCCCACCCCCACCCCUUUAUUUUUACUAUUUGAACCUCAUGAAGUGAUUAAGGGUAAAACAUGAAGAUAAACUAAGUCUUAAGUACUCCCAUUAAAGAAGCUUUUUGUUCAAGCCCUGCUCAUGAGGUCUAUAGGAUCGUUCCUUUUGUCCAUUAUUUUAUUUUCUCCUCCUUAGCGAGUCGUCCAGAGGGUGAGGAGAAUGAAUGACAGUAAUGGUGCGAUCGGUGAACCAUGAAGAAGUCGAAAACAAUAUCAGCUGCGUGGAUGUGUCAUUUGCAAAUGCACUGUGCCGGCCUUUGUUUAUGGUUACUGGAAGGAGAGCAGUGAGAAAGAGAAUGGAGGGAGAGAGAGAGAGGGGGGAGAAGAAGAAGGAAAAAAACUUGAGGGUAUUUAAAUUCUCUGUGCAGGAAACUAGGUUAGGAAAAAAGUGUCGGCUUUCACGCAGACCUAUUUUCUAAAGUUCGCCUUUGCCGGGAGAUUACAAGUGAAGGGGGGGGAGAGUUGGCCGGUUUUCCACAGAAUCACCUCUCAACAGUUCCUUUCCCCCCCACACCCCUCCUUCGCCUUUUUAAAGGGAGAGAAAGAGAAACAAAGUUGUAUAAAGGAGAGGCUGGUGGCAAGAGUGUAGAGGAGUAGCAUAUGGCACUAAAAGGAGCACAGCUGGAGGUAGCAUUUCCAUCUGAACAUGAUGUCAGAGCAGCUGACAGGCUGCCAUCCCCCAGUCUUUUCUUCUGCCGCACAGACUGCGAGUUAGUGUGUGUGCGGAUCUGUGUGCAGGAGGAGGCAUCGCGUUCCCCUCCAACAUCUCCUCCACUUUGCAUCUGUCCCUCGCAGUUUGAUUUUUUUUCAGCUCUCUCGCUUUCUCUCUCUCUCUUGCUCUGUCUUUCUCUCCUCCUCCUCCUACUAGCCCUUCAUUGAUUUUGAGAAGAGAGCUACAGCAGGCACUACCACAACAGUGGACUUAAUCAAGUUGAUGCGAACCGCAGGUUAUGAAGACAGCAUGGAGUUUCCGGACCACAGCAGACAUUUACUGCAGUGUCUGAGCGAACAGAGGCAUCAGGGCUUCCUGUGUGACUCCACCGUCCUGGUGGGUGAUGCCCAGUUCCGUGCCCACCGCGCUGUGCUGGCCUCAUGCAGCAUGUACUUCCAUCUCUUCUACAAGGACCAGCUGGACAAGCGGGACGUGGUGCAUCUAAACAGUGACAUUGUAACAGCGCCAGCGUUUGCGCUGCUCCUCGAGUUUAUGUAUGAGGGCAAGCUGCAGUUCAAGUCCUUACCCGUGGAGGAUGUGCUGGCCGCCGCCAGCUAUCUGCACAUGUAUGACAUCGUCAAGGUGUGCAAGAAGAAGCUGAAACACAAGGCCACGGCUGAGGCGGACAGCACCCGGCGUGAGGAGGACGCCUCCAGCUGCUCAGACCGAGCCGAGAGCCUCUCGGAGGGCGGCAGCGCCAACCUGCUGGCCAGCGACGAUGAUGAGGACGAGAGUAAGAGGGACAGCCAGUGUCCACCGGAGCCGGCCAGGAUGUGGGGACGCCUGGCUUCAGAGCGCACGACCAGCCCGGGAGAGGCCGAGGCGCAUGGCAAGUCACCUGCUGCCACCGCUGCAAGUCCCAGCAGUUCUACAGGUUCACUUUGCCCAACUGGUGACUGUGCACUUGACCUGUCGGUAAAAUCAAGCAUGAGCACCACUCCAGGUGAAGCCAGGAACCCGUAUUUGUGCGGCUCAGCGACUCCAGACAGUCUGCACAGCGCUCUGGUACAAGUGAAGGUGGAGAAAGACACGGGCUCAGAUGAUGAUGAGCUGCCCAGCACCGAGUAUGAGAUGGAACACAGUGGCUUGAAGGAGGAGACACCGAAUGCUAAUGGCAUUCACAUUGGACACAACGGACACAGUGUCCAGCGGCUAGGCCUGGGACUGGAGGCUCACCUUACAGCACUGCGAGAGGCCUCUCUGGAGCGUGACAGCAAGGACGAGGUAGACGGCGAGGUGCUCAGCGGCGAGACCGAGCGGGCACAGGAGAGCCCGCUGCUGCCCUACGUGUCCGGCAUGUUGGGUGCAGCGCACGCGCAGAUCUUCAUGUGCCCCCUGUGUAACAAGGUGUUCCCGAGUCCACACGUGCUGCAGAUCCAUUUGAGCACGCAUUUCCGUGAGCAGGAAGGAGCGCGCACUAAACCGUCUACCGGCGACGUCAACGUGCCCACAUGCUCCAUCUGUGGCAAAACAUUCUCAUGCAUGUACACGCUGAAGCGGCAUGAGCGGACACACUCGGGCGAAAAGCCCUACACAUGCACCACAUGCGGCAAGAGCUUCCAGUACUCGCACAACCUGAGCCGGCAUGCCGUGGUGCACACGCGCGAGAAGCCACACGCCUGCAAGUGGUGCGAGCGGCGCUUCACGCAAUCCGGAGACCUGUACCGUCACAUCCGCAAGUUCCACUGCGAACUCGUCAACUCGCUCUCAGUGAAGAGCGAGGCGCUCAGCCUUCCCACUCUCCGAGACUGGCCACUCGAGGAUAGCUCGCAAGAACUGUGGAAAUGAAAACAAAGGGAAAAAAAAACAAAAACAAAUGAAACUGCUUUUUAAGUUAAGACAGAGCGAGCAAGAGAGGCAGAGAGGUAAGGAAGUAGGAAGGCAGGGAGAUGGUUGAAAGGUCUGCAUCAGUCAUGUUUCUUAUAUAUAUAUAUAUAUAUAUAUAUAUAUAUACACACACAUUGCUUAUCUUGUUAAAUUGCACUUUACUAGCACAUGAAAAUGUUACUACUGAUUUUUUUUUUUUUUUUUCUGGUCAAUUUAGUUGUGCGUUUUGUUUGUUAUUCCUUUUAUAAAACACAGGUGAUCACUACAACGAUCACCUUUUGACAUAAAAUGUGCAAAUCUAGAUUUGACAGUGUAUAUAUACGUACACUUGUACACUCCUUGAUUUUAUUUAGCAUCCAUGCCAUGAGAACGCAUAUGAAGAUUUCAGGUAAUACACUGAGGAAGUUCAAAACUGAUAAACAUUACACUAAACGGGUACUACGAUCCUAUAUCGACCUGUACACAUAAGGCUCAUUUAUGAGUAUGUGUAUAUAUCGUGCACUACUACUACAUAUAUGUUUAUUUUGCAAAUCCCAUACUGGUGUGUGUGUGUGUGUGUGUGUGUGUCCAUGCACGCAAACACAGUAUGUUAACAAGUAACUCCUUUAAAUCCCGCGAGGAUGUUUGCUCGAAAAAGCUCCAAGCUUGUGUUAUUUAGGCUCUUGUACGUUUUUUUGGACUUGUGAUAGGAAACCUGACUGAUAGAAGACAAAAGGCACUCAUGCAAUGUACAGCCUCCUUUUUCAUAUCAACUGACACGUUUUUAUAUCAUUUAAUGAUUGGGCUGACGAGUUGAUGUCUAAUUUAGUUGCAGACCCUCAACACUUGUUUUCUGCUGAGAAUGGGUUUUCAUUUGCUGCGUUUAUAGAGAUUUCUGUAGUGUUUUAAGAAAUUAUUUGGUUUGUUUUCAAAAAAAAAACAAAAAAAACCACAACCUGGGAUCUGUUGUUGCAUGAUGUCCAACCUGUAUAUUUAAGAUGUGAAUUGCUGUAUUGCUGUACACUGUAAUAGACAGAGUCAUUACAGUCAGGACACCCGUCUGUUUAAAUAAAAAAAUAUAUAUAUACAUAUAUAUAUUAUAUAUAUUUACCUUAAUAUUACAGCUGUAGAAAUUGCAUGAAUUUUAUUUAACACUCAUUUCUGUUGUUUUGCAUUGGAAAGUGUAUUUUUUAAUUAACUCAUUUGCUUCCUAAGUACUUUUUUUUUUGUCCUUCUUUCUUUCUUUUUCUUU
Neoarius graeffei (lesser salmon catfish) is the source of this 4890-nucleotide messenger RNA. It is a transcript of the gene zbtb18, whose product is annotated as zinc finger and BTB domain containing 18. Bases 2055 to 3620 code for a protein of 521 amino acids. The record is from RefSeq and is a predicted model, not a curated record. The transcript is spliced from 4 exons. Gene Ontology annotation, cellular component: nucleus. Gene Ontology annotation, biological process: regulation of transcription by RNA polymerase II. Lineage: Eukaryota; Metazoa; Chordata; Actinopteri; Siluriformes; Ariidae. Gene Ontology annotation, molecular function: DNA-binding transcription factor activity, RNA polymerase II-specific; protein binding; RNA polymerase II cis-regulatory region sequence-specific DNA binding.